This is a messenger RNA of Neodiprion virginianus, 1526 nucleotides long. Its product is annotated as odorant receptor Or2-like. Lineage: Eukaryota; Metazoa; Arthropoda; Insecta; Hymenoptera; Diprionidae. Gene Ontology annotation, cellular component: plasma membrane. The transcript is spliced from 7 exons. The record is from RefSeq and is a predicted model, not a curated record. Bases 1 to 1260 code for a protein of 419 amino acids. Gene Ontology annotation, biological process: detection of chemical stimulus involved in sensory perception of smell; sensory perception of smell. Gene Ontology annotation, molecular function: olfactory receptor activity; odorant binding.
AUGGACCAGAGAAGGUUCCUCUGGUGGCACGAGGCUGCUUUGUCAGUCCUGGGGCUCUGGCCUCCGCAAGGCAUAUCCGGGGUUUCUUUCGGCGUUUACUGGGUCUACAGAAUCCUGUUCCUCUUCGUCUUCUGCUUCGCAUUCAACGCGUUCGAGAUUGCUGGUUUCUUCGUCAUUUACAACGACCUGCAGGCUGUGGCGUCAAACCUCUGCUGGUCCCUGAUGCACUUUACGGUGUGCCUGAAAAUCGGCCUAUUCUUUGCGAAGAUAGCAGAGUUGAAGAGAAUCUGUGCCCGCCUUCGGACCUCCGUCUUCCUUCCAAACCAGGAACGAAGCCCCGGGGAACCGGAAGUGGUCGCCAUCGCGGUCAAGAUGAGCGUCGGCUACCUCCUCGUCUACUAUUCGAUGACUGUGGUCAUUCUUGCGAACUGCUUCAUCGCCCCGCUCUAUCGCGAAAAGCCCCUUGAGACGCUGGACGCCAAUCCAGCCGAUUCGAAGCCGGAGCCUCCGCAGAAUCCGCUGCCCUAUUACACCUACGUUUUUUGCAACGCCUUGAAGUCUCCAUGCUACGAAAUCGCCUACAUCUACCAGACCCUCUCUACCCUCGUUUGCAGCCUCGUUCUUAUCCAUUGCGAUAACCUCUACCUCUUCAUCGUCAUGGUCUGCACCUCGCAGCUGCGAAUUCUCAACGCCUCCCUCGAGACCGUCAUCCGUAGGGCCACCAGGAACUGUCCGAAACAACGGUGGAAGGAUUACGCUGGACUGAGAACCAAGCGGAACGACGUCGUCGAUAGGGAGUCCUUCAGACUUGGGGCCAACUGCGUAAAACAUCAUCAUGCUAUUCUGGAAGUACUGGAUGAGCUGGAGGGAAUAUACAAUUUGGUUAUACUCAUACAAUUUCUCUCACAUCUGGUACAGUUGUGUUUCCAAAUGUUCAUCGUUUCCGAGAUUUCUCUGCUGAGCUUCGACGGUCUUAGCAUGCUUGCUUUCGUCGUUGCGAUGGUGAUCGAAGUCUACGUUUAUUGCCAGUGCGGAAAUGAGAUCGAAAUAGAGAGUUCCAAGAUUUCCCAGUCAGCCUACAACGCCCAGUGGACCUCGAGCUCGGAACCCGUAAAGAGAAUGCUGCUGAUCAUCAUGCUGCGCGCUCAGCGGCCCGUUGAAUUCACAGUCGGAAAGUUCGUGAAGCUUUCACUUAGGACCUUGGUAUCGGUUGUCCAAGGCUCGUUCUCAUACUUCAUGGUACUACGAAAAAUGCAGUAAUAGCCAUUCGCCAACGCAGCUAUUAUGCCUAAUGUACAAUUGUACGGCUUAAUUAAACGCUUCGUAUAAUUGAUCUUUCGUAAUUUUGACACACCGGUUGUUUGUUUUCAUUCAAAACGAACCUUCGCAACUUAAUGAAUAGCAAUUUAACUUAUAGAGUAAGCUGAUAUUACUGAUCGUCGCUAGCGAAUCCUAAUACAACGUGAUUGCGACCGAAUUAUUAGAUCGAGGAAUCACAGCAGGCGACUAAUAGAUCCUUGGGUCUA